AUGCCGGACUUCAAGCCCUUCUUCCCGACGGUGACGACAUUCAUCGCGUUUAUUAUCACGAUCUUGUGUCUCUUCGCCGGUACCCAGAAGAACUUCCUGGACACUGUUGAUGUCUUGACACUCUAUACCCCAGAAACCUCCGAUGCGGCCCACAAGUUUUACUCGGUCCAUGUCAUGUCCUACUGUCAGGGAACAUUGAGCACGCCCGAUCCUGGUUCCGGAGCAUCACGUAAUGUGACCAAAUGUUCAGGCCGCAGCAUUCCCUUCUCUUUUGAUCCGACUCAGGCGUGGCCGAAGGAGAUCACUCAGGGACCGGAGCUGGCCUGGCCGCGUGUAAUCAGUGAUGAUUUCCAUGCUUUCCGGCUCACAAGUCAGGCCAUGGCUGUGUUAUAUUGUAUUGGAGUGGCCACGAUGGGCGUCGUGCUUCUGGUACGAGUAUGGAUGACCCUCAAGCCGAAGCCACAGCAAGGCUUGCUUGAAUUUGGAUUUCUGGUGCUCGGUACCCUCAGCAUCAGCAUCGCGUCGAUCAUUGCGACUGUCCUUGCGUUUGAGUUUGUGGCCUUGAUCAACGCCCACGGCAAGGGGUCGAAGGUGUCUGCCAAGUAUGGCGAGAAAUUCCUCGGGAUGACUUGGGCAGCAGUGGGUCUGUUGCUUGUGGGGAGCCUUGCCAGUUUCGUGAACGUCUUUGUUCGCGGGUCGGCACCCACACCCGCACCGAAAGAAGCAGAAGACGCAGAAGGGUAA
Messenger RNA from Penicillium alfredii, 744 nucleotides. Its product is annotated as SUR7/PalI family protein. NCBI's taxonomy places the organism in Eukaryota, Fungi, Ascomycota, Eurotiomycetes, Eurotiales, Aspergillaceae. The transcript is spliced from 3 exons. Bases 1 to 744 code for a protein of 247 amino acids. The record is from RefSeq and is a predicted model, not a curated record. Gene Ontology annotation, cellular component: plasma membrane; cell cortex of cell tip. Gene Ontology annotation, biological process: fungal-type cell wall organization.